AUGAAAAAUGUAACCGAUUCUUUCCUUUGUUUGAGUUACUGGCCAUCCGCCGGAAGUUUCGGGUUUAAUACCGAUAUUUUAGCAACAAAUCCAAUAAAUCUAAGUGUAGUGCUCGGUGUAUUGGUUUUUUUUGGAAAGGGAGUGUUAAGUGAUUUAUUAGAUAAUCGAAAACAGAGAAUCUUGAAGACUAUUCGAAAUUCAGAAGAACUGCGGGAAGGAGCUCUUGAACAGCUAGAAAAAGCCCGGGCCCGUUUAAGGAAAGUUGAAACGGAAGCAGAUCAGUUUCGAGUGAAUGGUUAUUCUGAAAUAGAACGAGAAAAAUUGAAUUUAAUUAAGUUAAUUUAUACGACUUUGGAACAAUUAGAAAAUUACAAAAAUGAAACUAUUCGUUUUGAACAACAAAGAACGAUUAAUCAAGUCCGACAACGGGUUUUCCAACAAGCCUUACAAGGAGCUCUGGGAACGCUGAAUAGUUGCUUGAACAACGAGUUACAUUUACGUACCAUCAGUGCUAAUAUUGGCAUGUUUGGGGAAAUGAAAGAUAUAAAAUAA
Molecule: messenger RNA, 552 nt
Organism: Arachis duranensis
Lineage: Eukaryota; Viridiplantae; Streptophyta; Magnoliopsida; Fabales; Fabaceae
Source: the annotation of a RefSeq genome assembly